AUGGUUAACCAACCAUAUUUAGGAUUGCUGAUGAUAUUGCGAUCAUUGAAGGACGAAGAUUUGGUACAGCUUUUGCCUGCUGGCCAUUCUGUUGGAAGUAUUCGUACUCGUCGUCCUUUGAUGUAUGUUUUUUCCGGUGGUAAUGAAGAUGCAGCAUUUUUCUCUGUGAACGGUUUUUCAAUACUUUUAGAUGGUGGUGACAGAAAAGAUGUCUCAUAUUGGAAUUUAAUUAGGAAUUAUGAUAAAAUAUCAGCAGCUGUUGUUACUCGGAUUAGUCCAAAAUGUUUGCUCGGAAUUUCAGCAAUUUUUAUGCGCAAAUGCUUGGAGGAGUGCCAUCCCAAUUUUGGUUCUAUAAUUUGCAAUUUACCUCCUCCAAAUGUUGUAAAUGGAGAUAGUGAAGCAGCAAAAGUUCUGUCUGGAAUGCACAAGGGUCUACGAGCAGAAAGUUUGAAACCUAUAGAAGCUUUUGCUACUUCCAAAAUGGAAGCAAUUACGUUAUAUGAGGUCAUUGGAGAAGGCGCCUUACGCAUGAUCGUUCUAAAUCCGGAACGUGGUACCAAAGAUCUUACUUCACUUGUAAAUGCUUUAAAAACUGAUAUCGAUAUUGAAAAGUUUGCUGCCUUAACAUCACUUGCUCUUCUGUUAGUUUGGCAUCCAUCAGAUCAUACACUUCCGGUAUCACGCAUUCUUAUCACUGGUGCUUGUCCAUUAGAAAAGCUUUAUGCAUCACUGGAAAAAUUAAAAAGCGAAGAAUAUUUGCGUUAUCCGCAAUUUACACAUGCUGCGAAGGAUAAAUCAUCCAAUGUUCGACUGAGUAGAAUUGGUCGUAAUUCUUCGACUACAAAAAUUGUUCCACGUUUGCCAUCUGCACGAAAUAUUCCAACCCAAUCGACGACUUCUAGUAUCCGUGAGCCGUUGAAGAAAACAGCUAGGCCACCACUUAGUAGUUCUUUGCCCUCACGUGUUACUGCGAAUUCCAAGAAACCUGUAAUGCAGUUGGCAAAAGCACAUACGGGUAAUAAGUCAGCGGAAAAUAAAAUAAUCAAGUCAGCUUUGUCUAAUGAGACGAAGAGAACUGGGGUCCUCACCACUAAGUCAAAAGCGAGAGAAAUAGCAGAAGCAAAGUCAACAAAUAAAUUGGAAGCUAAACCCAUUUUGUCUUAUGAAAAAGCUCAGAACUCAGAUUCGGUCCCAGCAAAUGUCGAAAUUAUCAACUCACCCAUCAAGAAUCCAGUUUUAUGCGCUGAUUUGCCAUCGACGGAAGGCAUGCAGAGUUCACUUGAUUUAUCCCCAUCUGAAGUUUCUUUGAGUGGAGAAAGUAAAAGUCCUUUGCAUUCUGAAGAUUCACAGAGAUCUGGAAGUCCAUUUGCCGAAAAAGUUGCUAAUGAUAACAAUUUGCUCGAUGGUAUUGAAGAACCUGUGAAAUUGCGAAAGAUUAGCAUGGAUUUUGUGAAUGAGAGUGAAGAAAUGGAUGAAAACAGUAAAGAAAAAGUGGAACCACGUGAACCAAAAUUAAAUCUAAUAGAUUCUUCCCUACAGCCGCAGGAUACAUUACUCCUUGAUUCUACACCACCAGCCUCAGGAAUUGUACCUGUUGGAGAGAUGUGCGAUUCUUUACAAGUAUUACUUUCAAAAGAAGAAAUAACGAACGAUGAUGAGGAUGCAGGUAUUUAUAAUCAGGAGGAUAUGCGUAAGAAAAGUAUUCAAGAUCUCUUGGGUUCAGGAACAAGUCCGUUUAUGGCUGGCCUAAUUACGGGCAUUGUUGACGACACUCCUACUGCGCUACAUGAGUUGACCGAAUUGAAGGAUGCUGGAUCUAAAAAAUCUGAGUCUUUGAGUACACAGUCUUUGAAUGAGCUCAAUGAAGGAAAAAUAGAACCUGAACAUAGUUGGAAAAGCGAUGAUGUAGAAAACAAAAAGCCGCAGAUAUUGCCUGGUAUUCAGCGGGAAGUGUUUUCGCUACGAAGUAAUAUUUCAAGUGACUCUGUCAAUGCCCAACCGGAUCCAGUUCUUGAUGAGGUAAUUGAGUCAUUGGCAGAUGCAUCUGAAAUGGUUGAUAAUGCAGAAAAUAUGUCCGAACAACUUGAACAUCAUGUUAAGCAUUCCCUGGCUGGGCUGUGCAAUAAUGUAGAGUUAGCAACAGGAACAGCUGCAACGUGUGCUACCUCUGUGGAACAGUCAGUAGAUUUCACAAAUAACGAAAUCACAAGCAUUGCUCAUGAUGUCAAUGAUAAUACAAAAGCACUUGCAUAUCAAGAUACGUACGAGGAAGUAAAUGCAAAAGAACUGUAUCUUCCACCGAUGACAAUGACAACUACCCCACGCACACGUGCAAAGAUAGCUAAUGGAAUGAAAAUGAAACCCAAACUGUCUCAACCACUUUAUUUUGACAUUGUUUUUGUUCCACAUCAUGGUGCUCAACCCAUAGUGAAGGACGAAGAAGCGGCAAAAGCAUUCGUUACUAGUAUUCGAUCUCGACGAUAUGUUCUAAGUGGCAAAGAUUCCAUACGCACAUAUUUUAUCGAUGGCCUGAUAGCAGGCAAAACAGCUUGGAAUAAGCCUGAGCUCGAAGUGGAUGUGCUUCCUACACACGACAGUGAACAACUGAUCAUAUAUAGCUAUGAAAAAGCUGGUGAAAUGGCUAAAGCAAAUAUCAGUUUACGGUGCUCGGUCGAGCGUUGUACACUUAGGCUUUCUAGUGCUGGCUCUGAUGAUGUUUGCCCUGCAUUCAAAUUCGAAAUGUAG
Messenger RNA from Thelazia callipaeda (thelaziosis nematode), 2745 nucleotides. NCBI's taxonomy places the organism in Eukaryota, Metazoa, Nematoda, Chromadorea, Rhabditida, Thelaziidae. The record is from the annotation of a GenBank genome assembly.